Molecule: messenger RNA, 831 nt
Organism: Racocetra persica
Lineage: Eukaryota; Fungi; Glomeromycota; Glomeromycetes; Diversisporales; Gigasporaceae
Source: the annotation of a GenBank genome assembly
AUGACUUCAUUGUAUGAUACUAUUUGUGGUUUUUUUUACAUCGCAUUACCGGAGCAUAUAACUGCAUAUUCAGUCAUUUCUCAGGCAAUGGAUGAAGAGCUCUCGAUCGAAAAGGAUGAUUUAAGACAAAUAUUUCACCAAGCAAUUUUAGCUUUUGAUGAUGCUUUCGAAGGAGUACGUAGUCUUCGGGAUUUUGAGACUGCCAGACAAGAGGAUUUAUCCACCGAGACGAUUGAAAAUAAUUUGCGAGUAUUAAAAGGGAAUCUUAAAAAAAGUGAAGCACGCCAGGUUCUCAGUAGUGAAGCAGAGGAGGUUAAACAAUUACUAAAAGAAGAAUAUGAGUCUUUUAUAGAACCAGCGAAAAAGAUGGAGAUAUCUCUCCCUCCCUCAAUUGAAACACUAUGUAAUAAUUUUUUAACAAACUAUGACGAUGGCUCUACAGAGAUACCUCCACAAAAACUUUCUUAUAAAAAUUGGAAAGAGAGUGAAGAGGUUCUUAAAGAUAUUUCAGUUGGAAUACUUGAGACUUUAGGAGAGAUCUGGAAAAAUCCAGCUUUUACGCCUAAAUUUGCUAAAACACAGAGCAAGGGGACAUAUGUGGCAGAUAUUAUUGUUCCCAUUAUUCGAGCCACAUUAAAAAUUUACCAAUUGGGAAAUCUGCGUACAUUAGCACCGGAACGGCAAAGUUUGGCUAGCAAGGACAGAAGGGGAGAGAGAGGAAAGCGUCCAGACAUUAUGUUCAUAGCGAAACAUAUGGAUAGAAUCUAUGAACUAGUGUUUAGUGAAUGUUCACGCAUUGUUUGUAACGUCACCAAAGAAGAUGAUGAUAGA